UCUAGAUGAUUUGACACCUCUGCUACCGAUUCUCCUUGUAUUUUAGGAAAUUCAUUCAAAUAUUUUGGGAUUUUAACAUUCUGCCUGAGACGGAUGUGGGCUGUCGCGCGGCCAGAAAGGCUUUACCAUGAACAGUAAUUGACAGAGUUGUCACAUACCUCAGACCCGCGAGCUAGUUGCUUGUUCGUAAACGAUGUGGGCAUUGCAUAGGUUUCAUUCAUUUUGGCUAAGGCUAGCUCUGUAACGGCGGUUGUACUUGCUAACGUUAAGUAACUUGUCGCUGCUGCAUUUGCGUUACAAAACCCAGCUACAUUGUGACUUUGAUUAAUUGAAUUGAACGAUAACAAUAUCGUGUGUCAACCAUUCAGCCACUGUAACGUCAGCUAGUCUGCAAAGUGAAUUAAUUAUUAUGGAUUAUGAACAUAAAGCGAAGGCAGUGGGUGACUGCUUGCUAAGCUACAAGAGGGAUGAGGCCGGGUGGAAAGUCUGCAAGAAAUCGAAUGACGUGGUUGUGUCUUGGCGUCCCUCGUCUGAGUUCCCUGGGAAUGUUUAUAAGGGCGAGGGGAUUGUCAGCGGCAGCCCGGAGAAAGUGUGGGAGUGUCUGAAACCAGUACCCAGUGGGCUCAGAGUCAAGUGGGACAACAAUGUCAAAAGGUUCGAGCUUUUGGAACAAAUCACGGAGGACAUCUCUAUCUGCCGAACAGUCACGCCGUCAGCAGCUAUGGGCAUCAUAGCUCCACGAGACUUUGUAGAUGUUAUUUUAGUCAAGCAAUACGAGGAUGGCACCAUUUCAUCAAAUGCCACCAAUGUGAGUCACUCGGGCUGUCCUCCCCAGUCUGGCUAUGUGAGAGGAUUCAACCAUCCAUGUGGUUGCGUCUGUGUUCCUAUCGCAGGAGAGCCCAACAAAACCCAGGUGUUCAGCUUCUUCCAGACGGACCUGGGUGGCUUUCUCCCCCGCUCCGUGGUCGACUCGUUCUUCCCAUCCAGCAUGGCGGAGUUCUACAGCAACCUGAGCAAGGCUGUCAAGUCCCUCAAGGGCCUUUGACACCAAGAGUUCAGAGAUCUGCCUUCAAAUCUGAGGCCUACUGACUGGAGGGAUCCAAGUCCGAAAAUAAGAAUGAGGGCUUGCAUUUGUCAAAACCUGCAUCUCAAACUCCAGUCUCUUUACAUCCCCGUCUAAGGGAUGAAUUUAUUUCCUCCAAUCUGAAGAAUGAAAAUAGAUGUAACAUCUAUAUUUGUAUGUGCUAAAAGUACAGAACAUCUUUACUUUUUACCACUUUGAUGAGUCACUAGACAUUCCCUCUUCUUAUGAUUCCAUACUUCAGUGUGUACAGUGAACAUGCAUGUUGCAUGGACCGUAUAUUUACCCUAUGCUGGUGUCAGGUUGUUGGUUUAGAAUACUGACUCAUACCUCAUAUUUAGUCGUCUGUGUUGUACUUGAACUGCCAUUUGCUCAUCUCCAGCUCACCUGUAAGCCAUGAAUAUCUGCCUCUUUAAUCAGCUACACUGAAGCACAGGUGGGAUGGCAUUGGUGGCCUUUUUAAACAAAGGCAGUUUUUUUUUUUUUUUUUAACUCCUUUAAAAUAGGAUAUGUUAUGUGCUGCUUUAUUGAGCAGAAAAGUGUCUUCCCACACACACACACACACACACACAUACAUACAUACAUACAUACAUACAUACAUACAUAUAUACAUAUAUACAUACAUAUACAUAUAGUACCAAUCAAAAGUUUGGACACACUUUCUCAUUCUGGGAAAGUGUGUCCAAACCUUUGAUAUAGAUAUUUACAGUAGCUUAUAUUGUAAAAGUGAAUACUAGAAAGAUGGUUUUCCUAUCACUAAGAUGAAACCGUUCCAAUGCAUAAUAAUAAGCAAUGCAAGGAGACAAGACUCAACAUUUAUAAGUUAAAAGUAACCUGGCAAAGCUAGAGAGCUUUACUGGACACACUGUUAAAGUGUAAAAGAUACUAAAAUGCACCGCAAGGUGCCUUUAUGUAAUGUGUCUAAACACCUUAAGAGUGCAAUAAUGCUCUGAUAGCUUGGGCACUUAGCAAAGGAAAAAAAACGGGCAAAUUCACAAAGAAUGGAUUGUGGCUGCUGAUAGCACCAUGAAUUGUGCAUCAUUUGGUACCACUAUCUAUCGCACUAAUGAUAUUACAGCGCAAACUCUGUAAAGUUUUGCAGCUUAUUGCAAUUUUCCCUUUUUUGCCUCCGAUUACAAUUAUUCAUGCGGCAAAGUAUACAUAUUGCCUUUGCGCCAAGAACACAGUAGGGAGUACAAUGACAGAGAGUACAGGUCCGCCGAGUUGCAGAGGCAUUCCUCAAAACUUCAGACAAGGAAUUUAAAGGUGACAGAGUUGGCAGCACAGUUAGGGGUGCGUUUCACCCUUUGUGGGUGCUUUUUCAGAAUGAUGUGGUGUUUUUUUUGUCCAAUCCUUUUGUGAAUUUUCCCCAGAUUGUUUAUUUAAAUUGUUAAAAAUAAAAAAAGACUCCCCAAUUUCAGAUCACAUUACUGCUGUAACAUUUUCGAUUGUGAAGUUUUUGGUUUAGAAGCCUUUUUUAUUGGCAAUAGUUCACGGUAGAAAGGGCAAAGGCCAGUUCCAGUAUAUACACAAGUCCAGUUUCUCAGAAGGCCACCUCACUGUCUACACAUUGUAGUCAAUGAUGGUUCUGUACAGGCGAUAAAUUAAUGGGAAAUGUAUUCGUGGAACUUAAUGACACUAUUUCUUAAUAUAAUUCUUAUGUAGUCCAUCCACACUGACCAACUGCUUUAUUUACAGUAUAUCAUGUUGUCUUGUUAUUUAACGUAAAAAAAAAAAAAAAAGACUUUGUUCAGUGCCAGCCCCCCGGCAGCCAACCACCACAAAUAGACUCUAAUUUCUGUGGUACUGUAUUUAAUAACUUAACAAUAUAAAAGUUGCUACUGCAUUAUAUUUACGUAGAUAAUGUAUACAAAAUAUACAAGUGUAAGUUAUUCCACAACUGCCAUACUCUUCUUUUAGGUAUUCAGAAAGAAAAUAGACAUCACUACAAAUGUACUGUACUCAUUUUAUUCCUCAUAGGCUGAGACUGACUUUCGUUGGGGAAAUAAGAAAAUGCUACAUCUGGUUGGUUUGAAAAGACACCACAGGUCAGGGUUAACCCUUCCCUUGAUUCUCUCUGUAUUAAGGUUGGCGUGGACAGUUCCUUAAUGAUAACUUAAGGAUCCCUCAGUAUGAACUGAAUGAAUAGUAGCGAACUGUUGGUGAACCCCCUUUCUCCAGAGCCUUCAUGUGUAUAAUCUGCUAUACUAUAUUGGGUGACAUGUUUUAACUAGUCUUUGUUUAGGAAUAUCAAGGUUCCUUUUUUAAAGUUUGUCUCUUUACCUG
Messenger RNA from Sander lucioperca (pikeperch), 3367 nucleotides. RefSeq names its product StAR-related lipid transfer (START) domain containing 5 (gene stard5). The record is from RefSeq and is a predicted model, not a curated record. Gene Ontology annotation, molecular function: lipid binding. The transcript is spliced from 8 exons. Lineage: Eukaryota; Metazoa; Chordata; Actinopteri; Perciformes; Percidae. The coding region runs from base 410 to 1045 and encodes 211 amino acids.